Molecule: messenger RNA, 955 nt
Organism: Periconia digitata
Lineage: Eukaryota; Fungi; Ascomycota; Dothideomycetes; Pleosporales; Periconiaceae
Source: the annotation of a GenBank genome assembly
GACUAGCGAGGCAGAAGGCGAGCACGGAGAAGGGCUUGAACACACCGUCGAGUUGAAGCACGUGCGGCCACGAUGCACGCAAUCAUAGAGUGGAGCACAGGGCCCACUUGUCGUUUCUGUCAGGGCAUGGCCGGGAGAAAUAGGGACGUUUGAGGUCGGAAAGGGUCGCAGGUCGAAAAUGAACAGGAACAGGCAGGCAUGCGACAUCGGGCCAGGGUUAGUGUAGCGGGCGGAGAUGUAGCGAACGGAGAUAUUGAAUGCUUGUCGGUUGAGGGCAAGCACAGCAGCAGAGUAUUGGGUACCUAGGCCCAAGACCGUUGGUUUCUCCGAGGGCGGUUUGUUGAGUUGAGGAUACUCGGGAGAGGUCGCAAAGGAAGUGAACCAAUGGUGGGCCGGGAAGAAGGGCGAGUUUUCCCGCCGGUGUGUAGGCGUGCAGGCCGGCGGUGGAGCGGAGGAGAGAUGUGGUUCGGUGGUUGUUGAACGAAGAGGCAAGCAAGCAACUAGAGCGAGGUGGAUGGUUGCGGCAGAAGUGGAGAAGUCGAAGAAACAGACAAGCAGGCGUGUCGUCGUCGUCGUCGAGGCCAACGUCAUGAGGUGCAGCAUCGCAAAGCAUGCAUGCUGGCUGGAAGGAUGGCAAAUGGCACGGGCCAGGCCAGGCAUGAGUUCAUUCAUUCAUGUUCCCACCCACGCGACAGGGGGCCUUUUGUAUAGAUGGCAAACUGUACUCAGCAGCCAGCCAGCCAGCCAGUCAGUCAGUGGGUCCGAGUCUUGUUUGAUGGUUAGCAAGGCAUCGCUGGAGCUCAACAACAAGCGGAUGGUGGAAACAGGCGUGAGGGUACUGGAGCGCGGCAGGGUCGUCGUUCAAGGCGGGCCCUGGAAGCUGGGAAGCAAGCAGCCCACUCGGCGGUGCGGCGGGAUUGGCUGCGGCGGACAUGGGUGGGGGUGGGAUGGAUGA